AUGAACAACUAUCAAUGGUGCUCCACUCGAUCCAAACCUACAAAAUCUGCUAGGAUUUAUAGUCUUAAUGCAGUAAUAUCCUUGGCAAUGCAAGUUGAAGCCUUAGGAAAGAAGAUUGAUGGUUUAUCUGUUAACCAUCCAGUUGCUUCGGUGAUGAGAUGUGAUAUUUAUGGAGGAGGCCACCCUAAUCAUGAGUGUCGAGCUACUCAAGAAGAACAUGCCAAUGUGAUAGCAAACAGACCACUGUAUCAAAAUUAUAAUGGCAUGAAUAAUCUGGGUUGGAGGAACUACGCAAACCCACCAUGGAACAACAACCAACAUCCAAUGCGGAACAACACACCCUCAGGAUAUCAACAAGCCCCAUAUCCACCACCACCAACAGUUGAAAAGAAGUCAAACCUUGAAGAGCUGAUGACCAAAUUCAUUCAAACUUCAGAAUCUCGAUUUCUAUCCACUGAGACAGCACUAAGGCAUCAACAAGCCUCAAUCCAUAACCUAGAAAACCAGUUGGGUCAAAUUUCUAGACUCCUCUCAGAAAGACCCCAAGGAAGCCUACCUAGUAGUAUCGAGACAAAUCCUAAGGAGCAGGUCAAGGUAGUAACAUUAAGGAGUGGCAGAACAUUACAAGAGAAGAUGAAGCAAGAAAUAGAAAAGGAUGCAGUUGAAGAGGAAGAUAAAUGUCAAGAGGAGACUAUGGAAAAGCUCCCUGUAGUGAAAGAAUUCAUACCCCCACUUCCCUACCCAGCAAGAUUGAAGAAAGACAAGGAUGAUGAACAAUUUGGUAAAUUUCUGUCCUUAUUUCGUCAACUUCAUAUUAAUUUGCUAUUUGUUGAUGUCUUGGCAAAGAUGCCCAAAUACGCCAAAUUUCUGAAGGAUCUCCUAUCCAACAACAAGAAGCUAGAGGAGUUAGCCACGGUAACUCUGAAUGAAGAAUGCUCGGCAAUCCUGCAAAAUAAGAUACUUGAAAAAUUAAAGGAUCCAGGGAGUUUUACUCUUCCUUGUCUCAUUGGUAGAUUGAUAGUUGAUAAGGCUUUAGCUGAUCUAGGUGCUAGCAUUAAUUUGAUGCCAUAUUCUAUUUUUAAGAAAUUAGGUUUGGGAGAACCUAGGCUAACUAGAAUGAAUAUUCAACUAGUUGAUAGGUCAAUUAAGUAUCCUAGGGGUAUCAUUGAGGAUGUGCUUGUGAAAGUGGACAAAAUUAUUUUUCCUGUUAAUUUUGUGAUUCUUGAUAUGGAUGAGGACACUAAAGUCCCCUUAAUCUUAGGUCAUCCAUUUUUAGCUACUACAAAAGCCAUAAUUGAUGUGAGUGAUGGAAAGUUAAUUUUGAGAGUUGGAGAUGACAAGGUUACUUUCAAAAUUCUUGAAGUAAUGAAAAAGUCCUUAAAAUAA
Molecule: messenger RNA, 1386 nt
Organism: Abrus precatorius (Indian licorice)
Lineage: Eukaryota; Viridiplantae; Streptophyta; Magnoliopsida; Fabales; Fabaceae
Exons: 1
Coding region: 1-1386 (461 amino acids)
Source: RefSeq, a predicted model, not a curated record